AUGUCGCGGCGAGGCACUUGGACCAUCUGCCCAAGUACGUACCAACCAGCAAAACUUUCAGUUGGAAAAGCGGCAACAAUUUUUGCGCGACAAAACCGAUUUGUCAUGUUCAAAUAUGAAGAUGAUGAUGAUGUAGACACAUUCAAUUUGGAUAUUUAUGCGCCAGUAUACCGAUUUGGACCAUCAGGUUCCAAGUUCGGCUACGCGGUCGCCCAACAUUUUCGCGGUGAGACACCAGUAAUGCUGAUCGGCGCGCCACGUGGCGAAUCCGGUCAAACGGGCACCGAAAGGGCCGGCGCGAUGUAUUCAUGCGACAUUAAUUCAUAUUAUAAUGCGGGAACACCCAAAUGGUGCGACCAAGUGAAAUUCGAAUACGAGAAUGCCGAAGACUAUUUCAAGCGACCCAACGAAACACGCGGACGAGCUGUGCAUCAUUUGGGCAAAAAUGACCAGUUGCUCGCUUCGACGAUUGUCUCGAAAGGAACGAAAAAUGGAAGUGCAUUGGUGUGUGCGCCUUUAAUACGAUAUCAUCAAACCGCAGCCUAUCCGCAAGGCGUUUGCUACGAGUUGGCGUCGAAUCUCGCCUUUACAUCGGCGUACUCGACGUGCGCUCAAAAGAAUCUGCCGACGACCGAUCGCCACAACGAAUACGGGUCGUGCAUGGAGGGAUUCUCGGCGGCGAUCGAUCGCGACACCAUCGUGACGGGACUCAUUGGCGCGGUGAAAUGGACGGGCGGCGUGUUCGCCAAAAAGACGAGCGCCAACAUUUUCGAUUCGGUCGUCGAGAAAUACACGAUGAAUCAGCCGGGCAAUCCGCACAGUGUGCGCAGUCGACUCGUCGCUCAUGACUAUCUCGGCUACUCGGUCGACAUUGGGCGAUUCGGCUUCUGGUAUGAAGACGGCAAACCGAUUACGGUGGUGUCGGGAGCGACGCGGUUCGGUGAGCACGGCGCCGUGCUCUUCCUGCCAUUCCAACAGAAUCCCGAUUCGUCGCUGACACUAACCGAAGACAAAUUCAUGCUCAAUGGUUCGGCAAUGGGCUCGGCGUUCGGCUAUUCGAUCGAAGUGGUUGAUCUCAACGCCGACGGCUUCGACGAUCUUCUCGUCGGCGCGCCAUUCGAACAUCGCACCGGAAUCGACGGACAAUUCGGCGGAAUCGUCUACGUCUACUUUUCGCAAGGUGUUCAGCGUCGAAAACACGAAUCGAAACUCGUGUUUCAUGCGCCGAAAAUUCUCAAACAUCCCGACUUCUUCUCGCAAUUCGGCAUUUCGAUUUGCAAAUUGGGCAACGUCGACGGCGAUCCGAUCGGCGUCAACGAUUUUGCCGUCGGCGCGCCGUUUGCGUUCGACGGCGCCGGCGCCGUCUACAUCUAUUUGGGCAACAAGAAUAUGAACAAAUUUCGACGAAAACCGGCGCAGAUUAUAAAAGGCAAUGAGUUGCCGAAUCUGCCGCCGACGGGAAUGCGCUCAUUCGGCUUCUCGCUUUCCGGCGGCGCCGAUCUUGACAACAACGGCUAUCCGGAUCUGCUCGUCGGCGCGCCUUCCAAAGACUUCGCCGCGUUGUUCCGCGCGAGACCCGUGAUUCGCAUCGAGACGCAACACCGAAUGCAGAAGAAGUAUGUGGACAUCGACAGCGGCUCGAAUUGCCCGCGCGGUUCAACGACGUGCUUCCCAUUGGACAUGAUCAUCUAUGUCGACGAGGAAACCAAAAAGGGCGCCGAGCUUGUCGACUUCUCUUCCGACGUCUUCUUGUGUAAUCUUGAAGCGAUUCCACAUCAUGUUGGCGGCGCGACACGUGGAUUCAUCGAAGGAAGCCAUUCGCAUAAUCACACGUGGCCUUGUGGAAGCAACUCGCAUAAACAGAAGAGGACUUAUAGCCAAUUGAUCUAUCUGCCGACGCAAGAAUCCAAGGAUUGGAUCACACCAUUGAAGUUCCGGUUCAGUGUGAGCAUUCGAAAUGAGAAGAAGCCGAUUCAGCCGGGCGAGGGAAGUUCGCUCGUCGACCUCAAACAGUAUCCGGUGCUUAACAAAUACGGAGCGAGUUAUGAGUUCGAGGUGACGUUCAACACAUUGUGCGGUGAUGAUCACACAUGUCAGACCGAUUUGGUGUUGAAGGCGACAUUCAAGGAUAUCCCAAAGACCAGCCAUGGGUAUGUGUCAAAUGUCGGCGAGACCGACCAUUUGGACAUGACGUUUUCCGUCGAGAAUCGCAAUGAGAAGGCGUACCAAGCCUCGUUCUACUUGGAGUUUAACAAUGAGGAGCUUGAGCUGCCGCAGCUCACCGGAAGCCGACGACUCGGAAUUCAUACGAUCGGCAAGAAUACGAUAUUCAUCGAUUUGGGCAAUCCGAUGGAGACCGGCAUGAAGCACAACUUUGAGAUUCGAUUCAAAUUGACGCGCGGACGAACCGAAGGAAUCGGACGGGCUCUCGAAUUCUACGCCAAAGUCAACUCGACAUCGGAAGAAGCGAAUCUCGACGACAAUGAGUGGAAGUCGGAAGUUCAAGUGAUCAAGAAGGCCGAGCUCGAACUUGUCGGUGCUAGUGAUCCGAAGACGGUGCAUUUCGGCGGUGUCGCAGUCGCCGAAUCGGACAUUGUCGAUGAGGAGCACAUUGGGCCAAUCAUCCGACACAACUACACAAUUCAUAAUAAGGGACCAUGGACGGUGAGGAAUGUGGUCGCCAAGUUUGAUUGGCCCUAUCAAGUGCCAUCGAGGUUCGGUCGCGGCGAAUGGGCUUUGUAUCUUCUCGACAUGCCAAUGAUCACCACGUACAACACCGACGGCACGAAGGAUGUCCGCAGGUGUUCAAUUGAAAGGGCUUACCUCUAUGUGAAUCCGUCGGACAUUCGAAAAGACACGCGAGGAAGCACACAAGAGACGAAGGUGCCGAUGGGCGAGGAGGAUGGUCCAUUGAAAAAACGAAUGAAGCGGUCCGUCGAGGUGUCGAAGGCGGGCUUGUUCCGCGUCGCGCCACAUAUUCGCCAAGAGAAUGGAAUUGACGUCAAAGUUGUUUCGUUGAGUUGCACCGACGGCACCGCCAAAUGCUUCACCGUCACGUGCCAUUUCGACUUCAUCGACGCCAAUUCGGCGCCGAUCAUCGAUUUCCGCUCGAGAUUAUGGAAUACAACGUUUAUUCAGGAUUAUUCGGAUGUCGAAUUUGUCGAGAUCAGCUCGUUUGGUCGAUUGGAAUUGGAUCCGUCGCAAGGAAUUGACGACGAUCCGUCGAAUAACGCGGUGUCGGUGAAAACUCAAGCGUAUCCCGACAAGCCGGCGAUUGGCGAAACGCGACCCGUCGAUUGGUGGAUAUACGCGCUCGCCGUCGCCGCCGGCCUCCUAAUUCUUCUUCUCAUCGCGCUUUGCCUCUGGAAAUGCGGAUUCUUCAAACGCAACAAACUCGAUCAGCCGUCGCUUCACACCGCCCAACUUAGACAUGAGCGCGAACAAUGGCAAGACACGUCGUUCUAG
Caenorhabditis bovis is the source of this 3465-nucleotide messenger RNA. NCBI's taxonomy places the organism in Eukaryota, Metazoa, Nematoda, Chromadorea, Rhabditida, Rhabditidae. The record is from the annotation of a GenBank genome assembly.